This is a messenger RNA of Thyridium curvatum, 1254 nucleotides long. RefSeq lists its product as uncharacterized. The record is from RefSeq and is a predicted model, not a curated record. Lineage: Eukaryota; Fungi; Ascomycota; Sordariomycetes; Thyridiales; Thyridiaceae. Gene Ontology annotation, biological process: lipid metabolic process. The transcript has a single exon. Bases 1 to 1254 code for a protein of 417 amino acids.
AUGCGAUCAUUGUUACUGGCAUUGGGCCUGCUCUUGGCUGGGGCUUCUUGCCCAGUCGCGAGCACUCUGAGCCAGACGGAUGGCGACCAGCAUCCUCUUCACGACGGAGACGCUACCGGUCAGGCCGUUUCCGUCGCGCUCUUCUCGUCUCUAGAGCGCCUGUCACGGCUCGUGGAUAUCUCCUACUGCGUCGGGAACACCGGCGUGUCUCCGCCCUUUUCUUGCGUCUCGCGGUGCAAAGAGUUUCCUGCCAUGGAGUUGGUGACGACUUGGAAUACGGGCAUGCUCAUGAGCGACAGCUGCGGCUACAUUGCUGUUGAUCACGGGGACAGGAAGAUAAACUCGACUACGGGGGGUCUCACGACCACGGGCAACAAGGACGACGGCGCGAUCGUUGUGGCUUUCCGUGGCACAUACAGCAUCACCAACACUGUGAUCGAUCUGAGCACUGUGCCUCAGGAGUACGUGCCGUAUCCGGAGCCAGAUGACGGCGAUGAGGAGGGUGACAACACAUAUCCUGACCCUGAGAAGAGGGAGAGGUGCACAAACUGUACAGUGCACAUGGGCUUUCUCAAGUCGUGGCGCAAUGCCCGAUCGCUUGUGCUGCCAGCGCUGAAAAAGGCUCGCGCCGAGCACCCAUCCUACCCUAUCCAGCUAGUUGGCCACAGUCUAGGCGGUGCUGUCGCUGCGCUCGCCGCGCUGGAGUUCAAAGUUGCGUUGGGCUGGGACGACAUCAAGAUCACGACGUUUGGGGAGCCGCGGGUCGGAAACCAGGGUCUGGUCGACUUUAUCGACAGAGUGUUUGGCAUGGAGAAGGACGAAGGCUUCGACAAGGACCUGGAGAAGCGCAUAUACCAGAGGGUCACGCACGCCAACGACCCGGUGCCUCUCCUACCCCUGACCGAAUGGGGCUAUCGCGCUCAUGCGGGCGAGAUAUACAUCACCAAGGAGCCACUGUCGCCUUCGCCAGAGGACCUGAGGAUGUGUCGAGGGGACAACGAUCCCAGCUGCAUCGCUGGCGCGGACAGCACAGUCAACCAGGAGGAGCUGGUCGAGAUCGUCAAGGAGGCCGAGACGAUGGAAGACUCGCGGCUCGAGGCGAGGUGGGAGUUCCCUGCCCGAUACAAGCUGUGGCAGCUCUUCUUUGCCCAUCGUGAUUACUUCUGGAGAUUGGGGCUUUGCGUGCCUGGUGGUGACCCGUGGGAUUGGGGCAGAGAGAAGUACAACUAUACGUCGGGCUCUGAUGAGCUGUAA